GUAGUACUAACAGUGGCCGCUGGAGGCGCAAUGUGACUAGAGUAUUUUUUGUUCAAUGGUCAUACGUUUAUUUAGUUCACUGAUUAGUCCGCCUUGCGCCUCAGCAGUGACGGUCUCCCGUUCGUAAUUUGUUAUUUUUCUCCAGCGCUAAACGCUGGACAAAUCCAAUUAAAUUAGUGCAAAAUGAGUUCCAAAGAGAACGUAACACCCGGAACGAAGUCACAAUCAGCGAAUGCCAAACCCUACGGCAAAAUCGUCCUCACACUUCAGAAUUGUCUCCUGCCAGAGGAGAAACUCAAGUCGACUCCGUCGCAUUUGGACGGUCUCGACGCUGAAACCGAGACUGAUUUGAGAAUUCUGGGAUGUGAGCUCAUACAAACGGCUGGCAUUCUGCUGAAAUUACCUCAGGUUGCGAUGGCUACAGGCCAGGUGAUCUUCCAGAGAUUUUACUACAGCAAAUCUCUCGUGAGACAUAAUAUGGAGACAACAGCCAUGGGAUGUGUCUGUCUAGCUAGUAAAAUUGAGGAGGCACCACGAAGGAUACGAGACGUCAUCAACGUUUUUAAUCACAUAAAACAAGUGUCCAGUCAAAAAUCAAUAACUCCAGUAAUCCUCGACCAGAACUACGUAGGCCUGAAGAAUCAAGUGAUUAAAGCAGAGCGUCGAGUGCUGAAGGAAUUGGGCUUCUGCGUUCACGUCAAGCAUCCCCACAAGAUCAUCGUGAUGUACCUGCAGGUCCUGGGAUAUGAGAAGAACCAGGAGCUCAUGCAGAAGUGUUGGAACUACAUGAACGACUCUCUGCGCUCCGACGUCUUCCUACGGCAUCAUCCUGAGACAGUGGCGUGUGCCUGCGUCUACCUGGGUGCCAGACAGCUGCGAUUGCCCCUCCCAACGUCACCGCCUUGGUUCUCCCUCUUUAAAGUCGAUGAAACCUCCAUCAGAGAUGUCUGCAGAAGGAUUUUGAGGCUUUACACUCGCCCGAGAGUGCGUCCAGAGGAGCUGGAGAAGAAAGUCGAGGAGUUGAGGAGACAGUACGAGGAGGCCAGGUCCAAGGCCAGGGGGAAUGACGCUGAUGGACAUACGCCCAGUCCACCGCUGCCUAAGCAUCAUAAUGCAUGGGGGGGAUUCAUCAGCAGAAGUGGAACUCAUGCAGUCCCUGAAAGAGCUAAAUCACCUAGAAAAUCUAAAUCAUCGAUAACGACAUCGUCAUCCAUUGCUCGAGAGGAGUCAAGUACGAAGCACUCGAAGAAGAAGAGGUACGCGAGUCGAAGUAGAUCGAGGAGUAACAGCCGAGGGAGAUCCAGGAAGCCAAAGAAAACCUCAAGACGCAGUUCUGGGAGUCGCAAGUACAGAAGAAGAUCACGAAGCUGAUCGAAAUUAGGGAAAUUAAAGUGAAUGCAUACAUUAUCAUAAUUCUGUUUCGAAUCAUGGAAAUUUGUGCAAGACUUUUUGGUCAAAAGCCCUUUCCUUUUUGUAUAUAAAAAUAAAUAUCGACUAAACAUUUCUCA
Messenger RNA from Diachasma alloeum, 1508 nucleotides. Its product is annotated as cyclin-L1. The record is from RefSeq and is a predicted model, not a curated record. Gene Ontology annotation, biological process: regulation of transcription by RNA polymerase II. Bases 184 to 1371 code for a protein of 395 amino acids. Gene Ontology annotation, cellular component: nucleus. Lineage: Eukaryota; Metazoa; Arthropoda; Insecta; Hymenoptera; Braconidae. The transcript is spliced from 4 exons. Gene Ontology annotation, molecular function: cyclin-dependent protein serine/threonine kinase regulator activity.